GAUGGAGAACAUCUCAGUGGAGGCUGACCGAAAACACAUCCUGGCGUACAGCAUAGACGCCAUCCGUUGCCUCAGCGACCCGAAGCUCAGCCUGGAGCCAGCACUGGAGUCGCGCCUCCUGCGGGCCGCCGUGGACAAGAGCUUCCUGGCCAUAGGGCGUGAGACCCAUCGCAAGGCAGGUCAUGCAGCGGCUGUAUGAGGAGUACCUGGAGGGCCUGCUGUGCUGUGUCUUGUCCAGCGCCCCCAGCCUGGGCAAGCUCUACUCCAUCUGGGAGCACUUUACGUCAUGGAUUGAGGCCCCGGAUGCCCAGCACCGUGCACUGGGCAUGAAGAUCAUCACCGGCAUCCUUGCCUUUGCUGUGCAGCUCCUCCCACAGUUUGAGGGCUCCCCUGACAUGCCGGAGGUGGAGGACAUGGCAGCCCGCCUGGGUCUGCCCAUCAACGACCCGGAGGAGACCAUCAAGGCCAGGGCGUGCAUGUAUUUGCUUGCUCAAAUCCUCCUUCAUCAGAGGGGCCAAGACAUGCAAGGGGCAGAGGAGCUGCGGUGCAAGCGCCAGAUGGAGCAGAGCCAGGUCCAGAACUACAGAGACCUGGCGAGAGUGGGAGAGGGGCUGAGAAGGAUCUUGCUGGAGGAGCAAAGGAGAUCUUUCCUGCAGAGGGCCCUUCAUGCAGUUCACAAUGGACCGAGGCACAUCAGCCAAGCUGGGCUUGUCUUUCUGUAUGCCAUCCUGGGGGAAGCCAGCUGCUUGAUGCAGCACAAGGAGAAAGAAAUCCCCAUCAGGGUCCUGAAUAAGAUAUUCAUUAUCACCUGCCUGAAAGAGCUGCCUAAAGAUCUGCAAGGGAACAGCCUGCUGGUCACCUCCUCCAGCGCCCUCACCUCUCUCCAGCUGCCCACACUUGCUCCUGCAGCAACACCUGCAAACCACCUGCACCCUGACAGCACCUCCCUGAGCGAAGACGACCUCCCCAACCUUACCGGGAGCCCGGCAGCUACAUAGAAAAGCUGCAACAGCGCCAAAGCCACCACACACGUCACUGACUGACAAGUUAUCAUCCAGCCCAAGCCGUCCUCCACAGCCACGUCAGUUUCUGCAUAGAAAAGCAGCCUGAGAAACCCUCAUGGUGAAGAACUUGAACAUCUUCUUCCAGCCCGGCUCUGCAAAGGGCUGGGGAAAGACCAGGCACCACAAGUUUGUAGUGCCCAGGUUGCCCAGUGGAGGAUGCUCUUGUUGUGUGGAUGGCAUUUUGUGACCCCUGCCUCAGGGCUAUGGCCGGUCGCCAUUUGGGGCCAGGAAGGAAUUUUUUCCCCCUUCCUUUAUGGAACCAACUUCUGGGGGGUUUUCGCCUUCCUCUGAGGCAUUGGGACAUAGUCAGACCAUCCCGGCGUCUGUUGUGUUAGUAGCCUGCCUUUGAAACCAUCGAGGGCUAUUCAGGGAGUGAAGAGAGCAAAGGCAUAAAAAAUGUGCACUGUUAAACAUAGAUUUAGUGUAAUAUAUAAUGUUGAACAUAGAUGUCAUAGAAGUCAAGACUAGAUGUAGGAUAAUAAAGUUAAGCUUUACUUUU
Molecule: messenger RNA, 1563 nt
Organism: Alligator mississippiensis (American alligator)
Lineage: Eukaryota; Metazoa; Chordata; Crocodylia; Alligatoridae
Exons: 9
Coding region: 183-998 (271 amino acids)
Source: RefSeq, a predicted model, not a curated record